Messenger RNA from Penicillium angulare, 708 nucleotides. RefSeq names its product class I SAM-dependent methyltransferase. Bases 1 to 708 code for a protein of 235 amino acids. The record is from RefSeq and is a predicted model, not a curated record. NCBI's taxonomy places the organism in Eukaryota, Fungi, Ascomycota, Eurotiomycetes, Eurotiales, Aspergillaceae. The transcript is spliced from 4 exons.
AUGAAGAUUGCAGAUCUUGGUACAGGGACAGGGAUCUGGGCCCUCCAACUAGCUCCUACUCUGCCUCCAAACUCCAAGGUCGUCGGUUACGAUAUCUCAGAUGCCCAUCUUCCUAAUCAGGAGUAUUGGCCUUCAAACGUUACGUUUGGGGUACUUGAUUCGAUGAAUGAUGUCCCUGAAUUUCUUGAAGGUCAAUUUGACGUGGUGCAUAUCCGCAUGUGGGCUUACAUUCCCCGCGAAAAUGAUCCGAGCCCUCUCAUUCGCCACGCUGCUAAAUUACUCAGACCUGGAGGAUACCUUCAAUGGGAAGAUGCGCGAUUCGGUAGCUUCGUAACAAGAGGUGACGCUGCACGCGAGAUUCGAAAUAUGCUAGAUCGUGUACAUCUUCCUUCAAAACUUGACUUUCAAUGGCUUGAGGAACUCGAUCAACAUGUACAGAGCGCCGGCGUGGGAUUGGAAGUAGUUGAUGCUCAGUACGGAACAUGGGCGCCGCAUCUUCGACCACUGGCUAUCAGUAACGCUAUGCUUGCUAUGCAGAAUCUCGGGGCGGCUUUGGAUGAUUUGAGGCAAAAGUUUCCGUCGAUCCCUAGUCAGGCUGAAUGGUUGAACAGCUUAGAGCCUUUAGAUGAGAGUAUCGGGAAGAUGGAUGGUGGUCAACUUUAUUGGCCUCCAGUCACAUUACUGGCUAGGAAGGAUUCUCAAGUGUAG